AUAAAAGAUGCUAGAAUAAUCUGGACAUACGAAAGCCCAUUCAGAAGGAUUUUAGACUGUUUUUGAGUCUGAUUUAGAAAGUUUACAAAAGUUUAACUUAAAUCUAAAAAUAUAGAAGACCUAAAUCAAGUUCUUAAGAAAACUAUAAGAAAUUAUUUGAGAUAGUUAAAGAUUGCUCUCAUUCGAAAUUACAACAAGCACACUCAGAUGAAAUUCCAGAAUUUGAUUCUUUAGAGGAUUCAUGCUAGAUUAGACCCUCUAUGUGUACAAAUAAAUCAAGCAAAUAAAGCUAAGAACGUGAAGAGAAAUUAUUCGAAAAAGAAUUAUUAUCGCCUUAAAAUGAGGAUGAUUAUAAAUUAAUAGCAAUGAGUGAUAGAGAACAGUGCAAAUUGCCUUCUAUUAUAAUGAAAAAUGGGGGAUGUUACACUGGAUACUGGUACAAAAAAAAACCUUAAGGUUAAGGAGAAUAUAAAUUUGCAGAUUCAAGUAGAUAUAAUGGUGAAGUAAUACAAUUAAUAAUCAAAAUAGUGGUCAAAUGGAUAUGCAAGUGGAAAAGGCAAAUUUUUUGAUACAGAAGGUGGAUAUUAUUGUGGAGAUUUCCAUUUGAAUUAUAUGCAUGGGAAAGGAGUGUAUAAUUAUUCAGAUGGGUCUAUAUAUGAUGGUAAAUGAAUUUUUUAAUAUUUUUUCAGGAUAAUGGUUGAAUGAUAAAUAUAAUGGAUAUGGUAUUGAAGUAAAAAGUGAUUCUCAUUAUAAAGGUAUUUUUACAAUAAUCAUUAGGUUAAUUUCGUAAUGGCUUAAAACAUGGUCAUGGAAUCUUAGUUUUUAGUAAUAAAGAAAAAUAUGAAGGUUCGUUCAUAAAUGGUUAAUUUGAAGGAAAAGGAACAUUUGUAGUUUUUGAUAUAAUAUUAAAAGAUGUGGCCAGAUGGAAGAAGAUACCAAGGAGAUUGGAAAAAUGGAAUGAUGCAUGGUCAAGGAAUAUUAUCAUGGUCUGAUGGUACUAUUCUAUUAUUAAAAGAUUUAUAGGUCGAGUUUAUGUUGGUUAAUAUGUAAAUGAUAAGAGAUAAGGUUUCGGAACAUUUCAAUUUGCUGAUGGUCGAAAAUAUUCUGGUUAAUGGAUGAAUGGAUUGUAACAUGGAACUGGAGAGUUUACAGAAUAACAUGGUUAAAUUACAAAGGGAGUAUGGAGAGAAGGUAAAUUAUUUUCUCUAAUUUGA
Messenger RNA from Paramecium primaurelia, 1214 nucleotides. The record is from the annotation of a GenBank genome assembly. Lineage: Eukaryota; Ciliophora; Oligohymenophorea; Peniculida; Parameciidae.